Messenger RNA from Eriocheir sinensis (Chinese mitten crab), 7771 nucleotides. It is a transcript of the gene Osbp, whose product is annotated as oxysterol-binding protein 1-like. NCBI's taxonomy places the organism in Eukaryota, Metazoa, Arthropoda, Malacostraca, Decapoda, Varunidae. Gene Ontology annotation, molecular function: sterol binding. The coding region runs from base 150 to 2543 and encodes 797 amino acids. The record is from RefSeq and is a predicted model, not a curated record. Gene Ontology annotation, cellular component: intracellular membrane-bounded organelle; membrane; cytosol. The transcript is spliced from 16 exons.
GAGAACGAGAUUAAUAAAGAACGCUACUCUGAUUAUCGCGCCUUGGAGCAAUUAUCGUAUCUUGACUAUCUUUCCCACAGUGUUGCCAUCGACGCCAUCUUGCCCGGACGGAUGGUAGCAGGGCUGUGUGCCGCCGAGUGAGCAGCGCCAUGGCCGAGAAGCAGGCCGACCCCGACAUGAAGGGCUGGCUCUACAAGUGGACCAACUACCUCAAGGGAUACCAGAAGAGGUGGUUCGUGCUCACUAAUGGCCUGCUCUCCUACUACAGGUCGCAGGCUGAAAUGCUGCACACCUGUCGUGGCACCAUCAGCCUGCACGGGGCCGUCAUCCACACCGAAGACUCGUGUAACUUUGUCAUCAGCAAUGGAGGCACACAGACCUUCCACCUCAAGGCGUCCUCGGAGGUGGAGCGCCAGAAGUGGGUGACGGCGCUGGAGCUCGCCAAGGCCAAGGCCAUAAGGCAGAUGGAGAGCGGGGAGUUGCCCAUGGUGGAGGACUGGUCAUUUGUCAACCAGGACGAGGACGAGGAGGAUGUGGGUGACUCGGGCGCCGAUGACGUGGCCAACACCCUCAAGGUCCUCACGGCCAAGCUGGAGGACCUGAGGACGUGUCACGACCUCAUCAUGAAGCACGGCGCGGCGCUGCAGAAGUCCCUGAGCGAGCUGGAGGUCCUGGACGCCUCCACGCAGGACCUCAACGCCAAGACCAAGACCGUCAACGAAAGGGCGACGCUCUUCAGGAUAUCCUCCAACGCCAUGAUCAACGCCUGCAACGACUACGUGGAUGUGAGCAGCACCGCGGGGCGAAAGUGGCAGCGGCUCUUGCAACAUGAACGCGACCAGCGGCUGAGGCUGGAAGACAUGGUGGAGCAGCUCGCCCGCCAGCACUCACAUCUUGAACAGGAGGCCAAGGAGCAGAUGAACCAGGCCAUGCCCCCAGGUGUGCAGGGCCCCGACACAAGCAGCACCCCAGUGACCGAGUGCGUCUCCCAGCAGGCAUCCGCGGCAGGACACAGCCACAGUGAGGAUGAGGAGGAGAAUGAGUUUGAGGACGCCCUGGAGGAGCUCGCCGAGAACUUCAUUGUCCAUGUCAACACAGGGCAGGCACACAAGCGCACCAGCUCCAAUGUGUCGCAGGUGUCAGAGGGUCAGGGAGUAGGGGACACAGUGUCAGCGUCCAGCAGCGAGGGCGAGGCUCAGGACAACACUGUACAGGUCAUCAUGAGGAAAGACAACACUGACAGUAGCUAUAGCCUGAGUGAGGAGAUGGCCAGCCUGAAUGGGUCUCAGGCCACCACGCCGACGGAGCCCGAGGGGAAGCAGGCCAACGGCAGGCCCAAGCGUCAGCGCCGGGUGCGGGUGCCGGACAAGCCCAACUACCCCAUCAACCUCUGGUCCAUCAUGAAGAACUGCAUCGGCAAGGAGCUGUCCAAGAUACCCAUGCCUGUGAACUUCAGUGAACCGUUAUCGUUCCUGCAAAGACUCACAGAAGACUUUGAGUACAGUGACAUCCUGGACAGAGCAGCACAGAUUGAGGACUCCUGUGAACAGUUGUCCCUCGUCGCAGCAUUCACAGUCUCUUCGUACGCCACCACAGCGCUGCGCACGGCCAAGCCCUUCAACCCCCUGCUGGGCGAGACCUACGAGUGUGACCGCACAGACGACCUGGGCUGGCGGGCCGUCAGCGAACAGGUGUCGCAUCACCCGCCCAUCGUGGCGCAGUUCGUGGAGGGCAGCAGCGGGUGGAACAGCUGGCAGGAGUUUGCUAUGUCGUCCAAAUUCCGCGGCAAGUACCUGCAGAUCAUCCCCCUCGGCAUCGCACACCUCGAGUUCAGGAGCAGCGGUAACCACUACACCUGGCGGAAGGUGUCGACCACGGUGCACAACAUGAUCGUGGGUAAGCUCUGGCUGGACAACCACGGCGAGAUGGAGAUCGUCAACCACCACACCGGGGACAAGUGCUGCCUCAAGUUUGUGCCCUACUCCUACUUCUCCAGGGAAACGCCAAAGAAGGUGACGGGGUACGUGGUGGACAGCGAGGGGACUCUCAAGUGGUUCAUUACGGGUAUGUGGGACGAGAAGAUUGAGGCGUGUCGGGUCAUCUCACAGUCCUUAAGAGGCGGCAAGCCCGUGUACGAGACCGGCCCGCCCAAGGUGCUGUGGAAGAGGAACCCCAUCAAUCCAGAGGCAGAAAGAUACUACAACUUCACCGAGCUUGCGUGUCAACUCAACGAGCCGGAGGAGAUGGUGUGUCCCACAGACUCACGGAACCGGCCCGACCAGCGGCUUAUGGAGGAGGGCCGCUGGGAUGAAGCCAACGCCGAGAAGCUGAGGCUGGAGGAGAAGCAGCGGGCCACGCGGCGGAGCAGGGAGGCCGAGGCGGAACAGGCGGCUGCAGAAGGCCGCGAGUACCCCGCCUACUCCCCCCAGUGGUUCUGCAAGGAGACCGACGACGUCACCGGCGCGCUCAUCUUCCGCUACACCCACGAGUACUGGGACUGCAAGGAGCGGCAAGACUGGUCCAGGUGUCCAGACAUCUUCUAGUACGCGCCCGCCCCCCGCCCACCACCCGCCUUAUUUAUCCCCCGCCGCCGCCACGACCAGCCACACCACCCACCCAGAGAGGCACCACCACCACCUCCACCACCACCACUGCGACCACUUCCUCCAUCACACCCCAGGCCAUUGCAUUGGCUUUGUUCCUCCUCCUUGUCAGCCCUGCUCCCUACCCCUCCCCCCGCAGUGCUGCUGCUGCUGCUGCUUGCUGUGGUGGCGUCACUCAUGGCUGGUGCUGUGCCACAUCCCACAGCCCGGCCCUUCACUGACCUGCCACUUAUCACAUCCCCACCACCCACCACCAUCACCCUCACCACACCAUCACCCCCACCACCACCACUACCACCCCCUCACACCCCCGCCACACGCCAGUCUACCGUCCCUCAACCCCAGCCGUGCCGUGGCCAGGCUGUGUGGCGGCGGCGGCGGGCCCUCGCUCAGCGCUGCGGUGGUGGACACACUCCAUAUCAAGGCCCCGGAGCAGCCCUCCAGGCUUCAGGUGCUAACGCUGCGUGGUCGCCGGGGAGCAGCGUUGUUGUUGUGUUGGUGCAGUGUCGGGCCGAGCUGGGCCGGCAGGGAGGGUCAGCCAGCCGGCCGUGGACUGGACGGGGCAUGUCUGGCACCCUCUGGCACUCUGUUCUGUAGUUUUCUGGCAUCUUAUCCUGUGUUCCUUGUUUGUAAGAGACACUUUGACCCCUCAGCCACUGUUUGAGUGUCGGGUGUAUUUAUAAUCUGUUAGCGUGACGGGGCUCGUGCAAACGCCGGCAGCGACUGCCUGCUGCCCUCUGUACAGAUAUAUUUUUCUCUAGUAUUCCCUCAUUUAGUUGUUAAGAGACCGUGAUGGCAACAAGCCGCUGGUGUACAGGAUAUUUUCCCUUCUCACAAUAGCAUAUUUAUUGGACAUAUUUUUUCAAGCCGUUGUGUCGCUGAAGAGAGUCAGCCGCUGCACACUUGUGUUUGGUCCACGGAAGAGGAGGAGGAGGAGGAGGAGGAGGAAGAGAGGAGGAGGCCAGGCAGUGGCUGCACAAAGACCCGCCACGCGAGGGACGAUUCCUGCCGCAGCGUCUGACCGGAUCAAUCAAAGUAACAGUUAGUCAGUAGCCAGUCACUCCCGCGCAGGUGUUGUUCUGUGAGUGUGCUGUAGGCCAUCCGUCUCUCAAACAUCGGUUAGUCUUGUGAUCAUAGCUUAGCGCAGUAUUAAAGUUGUUAAGUUUGUGGCAUUCGCUAAAACUUCUCAGAAAUACAGAUGGCAGUUGUUGGUGUGAGAGGACCAUUGUUAGUGCCAGACAAUAUCUUGUGGUUCAAAUGUUCACAUGAUGCGGUUUUAUGAAGAAGCAAUUCAUGCAUUUUAUGUGAAAUAAUUAAAUUUAUAUUAUUUAAAACUUGAUGAUACUAAAAUAGGCAACUAGCAUUCCACUGUAUUUUUCCUUUAGCUUCCCACAAGGUCAAAGGGUAAGAGUUUAGCGUAGUCCUGAGUCACCCUGUCCUGAGGCCCUUGUUCCCGCCCCACCCUCUCCGCCACCCCCAGUGCGUCCGUCAGUCAGUCAACCAGUCUGUCUGCCUGUCCGCCCAUCGGCCUGUCUGUCUGUACCGUGCCCGGCGUGGCAGCGUCGGCACAGUCACUCUUCGUCUACAUUCUCAGAGGCGUGAACAGCCGUGGCAAAGGUGGAAGUUUUGUCUUGUUUGUGUAGACCUUAUGAUUACGGAGAUACGUUUGCGGUACUUUAUAGUUACUGAAUGAUAUGCUUAUUUUCCAUGUGGGUCAGGUGAAAAUUUAUAUAAAUAUAUAUAUACCUGUAUAAAGUUAUAGUCUGUUUGUACCAUAUUGUUAUUGGGUAUAAUUGUGAAAGCAUUUAUUGUGUGUGGAAUUCAGUAUCACAGAGAAAGAGGAGAAAGUGUUUGAGAAAGCGUCAGUGAUUCCAAAUUGCAACACUGUCAGGACUGAGUCAGCUGAUCAAGAAUCUUCCAUCAAGCCUCGGAGCAGCCACAUACAGGCAAGAUUCUUUUAGCAACCUGUGUAAUGUACUGUACUGUAUAUGUAAUUUCUUUCCCAUAAUUAACAUGACCCAGGAUGAGGGAAUGGUUGAGUAAUUAACACCUUUCCCUUCGUCAUUAUUAUUUUCUAUUUAUUUUACACUUUUAACAAUGGUAUCACAAUGUUGGAAGAGAGAACAGCAUAGCGUAACUUAAUAUUAUUUUUUCCUGAUUAUUUGUCUUCUCAGUUUCUUCUUCCCAAGUGUACCAGUGUGUGAACUAUGCCAGCGCCUCUCCAAGUCUCUCGGUUUCAAGUUAUUUCACCCGAUAGGUAGAGCAGGAUGGCUAUGAGGUGUGUGGGUGCGCUCGAGGGUGUGUGUGUUAUAAGAUGGUGGUGGAGUUGUUGGUGGUGGUGGUGGGGGUGAUGGUGGUGGUGGUGGUUGUUACGGUUAGGGCAGUGACUGUGUUGUAGCUGUCACUGCGGUCACCUCUAGACUGGGUGACUCCCUUGCCAGACCACCACCACUACCACUACUACUACUACUACAACUACUACAACCACAACAGGGUACACAUCCAUUGCCAUAUCAACGUACUUAUCAAAUGGAGGCACUUGAAACACACACACACACACACAUACACACACACACAAUUACACUCACACUGAUCAUUUUUAGGGCAUAUCUGUGUGUGUUUCAAGCCUUGUGAGAGUAUAAGAUGAUUGGUGAUAGGCUAAGUCAUCACCACCACCACCACCACCACCACCCAUUACUAGUCCACUGAUGAUAAUGGUGUGGAAUAGCGUAAAGUUGUCACCCCCAUUGCGGCUGGAGGUGUGGCAGCGAGGGGGGGGUCACUCCGCACACACACAAGUAAUUAAUACCUUUUCGUGCAUGUUCUUUUAUUUUAGUUUCUUUCGUGUAUAUUAUUAUUUUUCCAUGUGGCGUGCAAACCAAACCAAGCGAGUGUGUCUUCGUGAGUUCCUUGGUUCAUGAGUACGUGUGAGUUAGUUUCUUUGUCAUCUUAUUUAUUCGUUUUUUCAUUUUACGAGAAGUUUUAGGUGUAAUGCUGAGGUAGGAUAUAAGAAAGGGGGGAGGGGGGUGUCAUCAGAGCUCCUCAUCCACUUCCUGAUGUUCAGAAAAAAAAAUGUACAUCUCUACUUUUUCACUGUGCCGUUUGUUGUCCACAGGGAAGGAGACGAGAGAUCCGCUUGACCUGGUUGAGUUGAUAUUUUGUACUGAUGAGUGAUUCUUAGUGAGACGUUCAUCCUGUUCCUUGUUUUAGUGUUUCUCCGGAAGACUGUGUUGUUGCCAUGCAGGCCCACGAUUUGUUGCCUCAUGAGCAGCAGAUUUGUGUUGCGAGAAAUUUACAGACAACAAUCUUACUCUUCAUUCUAUUAUUGUGAGAUGUUGAAGAAAAAAGACAGUGUUGAUAUUUUCAUUUGUUUUACAGUGAACAGUGAAUAUGUUUUGAGAAAUUGUUCAUUGUCCUAAUUCAUCAUUCGUUUGUUUUACAGCGAGCAGUGAAUGUAUUGAGAAAUUGUUUAUCAUGCCACUUCUUCAUUCUGUUGAUGUGCCGUGAGAGAGAGACAGUAUUGUUUGCCACACAUGAAGGUGUUUUGUACAGAGUGUGUCUUGCUCCACCACUCUUGACUGUUGCUCCAUGUAUGUGAAGCCAGACAGCCAGCCACUCAGCCAUCCAGCCAGUCAGCCACUCCCUUGCCUCCCACCACCACCACCACCACUGUCACCAUCAAGCCCUUUACUCACCCAACAUUGGCAAGUCAGAACAAACAACACACUUCUUAGCCUUUAAUAAGCUGUUAGAUAUGACCGCUACUUGUUUGUAGUACUUAUAACAAGGAUCAUUGACUUGUAUACACACCUCUUUGUCCCCAGGAAUAUGUUUGGCAUUGAUAUAUAGACUUUGCAUGAUCACUAACUUUCUCUACAAACCAUUCUGUCCCUUGAAUAUGUUUUGGCAUCUUUGCAUUGCUCAAGAAACUGGCAAGUCCCCCUCCUCCACCUCACACUUUCUGUCUUGCACCGUCCUAUGCUGUGUCCAAGAAAAAGAGAGUAAGAGAGAGAGAGGAGGCGGGUGCUGUGGCUUGGCUGUGUCUCUGUAGUUUGCCUGCUUGUGAUACUCUGGUGAUUAGGGCAGAUUAGGGUGUUAGGGCAGCCAUCCACAGCUCAUUAGGGAAGACGUAGAACAGAACACGACAGGCCCAUGUUCUUAAGCGUCUCGGCACCUCCGCUCGCACAUUUGAAAAGUCUCGUAGAAGUUGCUGGGCUUUUCAUGGACUUUUGUGAUUCUAGUGAUAGUUUUACCCGACUUCUGCAUCUUUAGCAGAGAAAAUCAUCCAUGAAAACCCGUCUAUUCUUCUCUGAGGCCGUGGAAAAUAGUAAUGAGAGCCCGAGACACUUGAGAAUAUGGGUCUUAGAGUAAUAGAUCACCCGAGUGCAAGUUUCUAUGUCCUGUACCUCCUUUUGUCCCAUGCUAGAGGUAGGGGGGUAGGGGAGUGCUGAUCCGUAGUGAGAGUUUAUCUGUAUUAAUUUACUUCCACUACACCUGACUUGAUUUUCCAUGUCGAGAAGUGGUUUGUUUUGUCUAUUUUAAAAGUAUAAGCGCCACGAACUGUUGGCCCAAACGUAUAUUUGUCUGGUGGAUCAAGAGAGGAAAUGAGAGGGAAGGAGCGUAUAUUUUUUUGUGUAUGUUUGAUCUAUCACGGUUAGAGUUAAUGAGCUUGUACUGUUGUGUGAUGCAAAAAAAUAAUAGUGUGAGUAGAUCUUUUUGACUGAAUGAAUGAUUAUUAUUAUUGGCAUUGUUGAAACUUUAUAUAUACAAGAUUGUGAGGUUUUUUUCUCUUACACACACACACACACACACACACACACACACACACACACACACACACACGAGUUGGAUGGAGUGAUAGAUUUUUUUAAUAUUUUUCCUGUGUCAUCAAAUCUUAAGCCUUUUUUUCUUCUCAAUCUUUUUCUCCUAGACCAGAAAAAAACACCAGCACCCUCCCUUGUACGAAUUACCCGAAACCUUUAUUAACCUGCGGUGGAGCAAGUCGCGUGGUGGCGGUCAAGUGGAGCGAGCGUUUCAGAGUCGAUGGAAAUGAUGAAGAAUGAAAAAAAUGAAAGUUUAUUUGAAAGUUUAUUCUUACAUAUAUAUAUAAUUUCUAUAAUGCGUUAAUUGCUUUUGUGAUAAAGAAGAAAAUAAAAUGGGAGAUAGAA